AUGUCUGGUGGUAAAUCUGGUGGUAAAUCUGCUUCUGGCUCCAAGUCUCAAACUCGUUCUUCCAAGGCCGGUCUUCAAUUCCCUGUUGGUCGUAUUCAUCGUCACUUGCGUCGUGGUAACUAUGCUCAACGUGUUGGUGCUGGUGCUCCCGUUUACUUGGCUGCUGUUCUCGAAUAUUUGACUGCUGAAAUUCUCGAAUUGGCUGGUAAUGCUGCUCGUGAUAACAAGAAGUCUCGUAUUAUUCCUCGUCACUUACAAUUGGCCAUCCGUAACGAUGAAGAACUUAACAAGUUGCUUGGUCAAGUCACUAUUGCUCAAGGUGGUGUUCUUCCUAACAUCCAUGCUACUCUCUUACCUGCUAAGACCAAGAAGGGUGGUGCUUCUCAAGAACUUUAAAUUUCCCCUUUAUUAUUAUUUUAUAUUUUUCUCAUUCCAUUUUGUGUCAUCUUCUUUUAGUCAUCUCGCAAUCAAUCAUGACCCUUUGAUCUCCCUCUCCAUCUUUACAAACUCCCUCUUAUCCCAUUGUUAAACAUCUUUUUAUAUAUGUACAUAGCUUUUUUUCGUGAUUAUGAAAAAGGAAUAAUAAAAACUUAUAUUUUUUUUCUUC
Messenger RNA from Halteromyces radiatus, 607 nucleotides. Its product is annotated as histone H2A. The coding region runs from base 1 to 396 and encodes 131 amino acids. Gene Ontology annotation, cellular component: nucleosome. The record is from RefSeq and is a predicted model, not a curated record. Gene Ontology annotation, molecular function: structural constituent of chromatin; protein heterodimerization activity; DNA binding. The transcript has a single exon. Lineage: Eukaryota; Fungi; Mucoromycota; Mucoromycetes; Mucorales; Cunninghamellaceae.